GUUCUUCUUUUUGUGUUCUCUGUCGCAUUUCUAGAAUUUCUACUUUCUCUAGUGUGAGAGCAUCAGCUACUCUCUCAAUCUCUCUUUGCCCAGAGAGACCCAAAAAAAACUCAUAAAUUUUCUUCAUUUUCCCGUUGAUUUUUUUUUUUUAAUUUCUGGGAAAGAAAAAAAAAAUUAAUUUUGUCGUUUUGUUUAUUUUCCGUGUUUCAGACCAAACCAGUUUCUACAAACUCGGUUUUUCACAAAUUUGGAUUUCUUGUUUCCGCUGUGAAUGAAAGGAAACCAAAAAGACUCAUCGGAGAAACCCAUAUGGGAUCGGAGCUCUUCGGGUCUAUCCAUGACCCGACCCGGUCGAUUAAUGAUCUGGCUCAUGCUCUUCAUCUCCGUCACUUACAUCAUCUACACUCUAAAGAUCGUCUCCACUUCACACCCUUGCGAAGAUCUAACCUCCGAGUCAAUUCUCCAACAAAGACCGGAGAAAAAAGCGGUUGCGGUUGCGGUUAAGGCGGUUCCGGCUGAGCAAGAAGCAACCGAUCUAAACCAUGUCGUUUUCGGGAUUGCAGCGUCGUCAAAGCUAUGGAAACAGAGGAAAGAGUAUAUCAAGAUUUGGUAUAAGCCAAAGAAGAUGAGAGGCUACGUGUGGUUAGAUAAAGAGGUAAAGAUAAAAUCCGAAACCGGAGAUCAAGAAAACCUCCCGUCGGUAAGAAUCUCCGGUGAUACGUCGUCGUUUCCUUAUACUAACAAGCAAGGACACCGAUCAGCGAUACGGAUCUCAAGGAUUGUUUCGGAAACGUUGAUGAGUCUUGAUUCUGAGUCGAAGAAGAACGUGAGGUGGUUCGUGAUGGGUGAUGAUGAUACGGUUUUUGUUACGGAUAAUCUAAUUAGGGUUUUGAGGAAGUACGAUCAUGAACAGAUGUAUUAUAUAGGAAGCUUGUCGGAAUCUCAUUUACAAAACAUUUUUUUCUCUUAUGGAAUGGCUUAUGGUGGAGGAGGUUUUGCUAUUAGUUAUCCUUUGGCAGUGGCUUUGAGUAAGAUGCAAGAUCGGUGUAUUAAGAGGUAUCCGGCUUUGUAUGGUUCUGAUGAUCGGAUGCAAGCUUGUAUGGCUGAGCUUGGUGUUCCAUUGACUAAGGAGAUCGGUUUUCAUCAAUACGACGUUCAUGGGAACCUAUUCGGCCUCCUAGCUGCUCAUCCGGUAACACCGUUUGUAUCAAUGCACCAUCUUGAUGUGGUGGAACCAAUUUUUCCAAACAUGACCCGUGUUCGCGCCAUCAAGAAACUAACUACACCGAUGAAGAUUGAUUCGGCUGGGCUUCUCCAACAAUCAAUAUGCUAUGACAAGCAUAAAAGCUGGACGAUUUCAGUCUCGUGGGGAUUUGCGGUUCAAGUGUUCCGUGGAUCCUUCUCUCCACGGGAAAUGGAAAUGCCAUCUAGAACUUUCUUGAAUUGGUACAAAAGAGCGGAUUACACCGCCUACGCAUUCAAUACUAGGCCCGUGAGUCGCAAUCAUUGCCAAAAACCAUUUGUUUUUCACAUGUCGAACGCGAAAUUCGACCCGCAGUUGAACACCACGGUUAGCGAAUACACGAGGCAUCGGGUUCCGCAUCCGGCUUGUCGGUGGGAUAUGGUUAACCCGGAGGAGAUCAACACUAUAGUUGUGUACAAAAAACCGGAUCCUCAUCUAUGGACCAGGUCACCGAGAAGAAAUUGUUGCAGAGUAUUACAAACAAAGAGGAAUAAUACAUUAUGGAUUAAUGUUGGUGUAUGUAGAGCAGGUGAAGUGACUGAAGUUAAGUGAUUUCCACCUUUGUAAUAAAAAAAGUUUGAAAGAGAAAAAAUUAGCGGUUCAUUUGUUAGGCUUUUUAAGUUUUAACCCUAUAGUUUUCUCUGCUGAUUAUUUUAUUUUUUAUCUACUAUAUAGGAAAUUACGUUUACUACGUACUGUAGAACUUAUCAUUAGAGGUUCAUCUUUAUGAGAAACUUUUACCAUUUAAUCCAAUUCGAUUUCGGUUAA
Arabidopsis lyrata subsp. lyrata is the source of this 2011-nucleotide messenger RNA. RefSeq lists its product as uncharacterized. Gene Ontology annotation, molecular function: acetylglucosaminyltransferase activity. The record is from RefSeq and is a predicted model, not a curated record. The transcript is spliced from 3 exons. NCBI's taxonomy places the organism in Eukaryota, Viridiplantae, Streptophyta, Magnoliopsida, Brassicales, Brassicaceae. The coding region runs from base 272 to 1795 and encodes 507 amino acids.